AGGGAAGUUGAAAGAAGUGGGAGAGGGACGCCGCGGAGCCUUACGAAAUCUACCGAUUCAGUACCUGUCCGGAGAGUCGGCACACUGUGAAGAGACUCUGAAGUGCUGCGUAUAAAUCGGGCCGGAGACAACACCCCCAUUAUCCAGGCUGCCCUUCUUUUCUUUUUGGUGUUAUUAAAGGUUUUUACCACCACAUCAGCGCUCAGGGGGAGAGACCACACAGAGUGACAUGGCAAGUAGAGGUGGAGCCACGCGACCCAAUGGACCUAACGCCGGCAACAAGAUCUGCCAGUUCAAACUCGUGCUUCUAGGAGAGUCAGCAGUGGGAAAGUCAAGUCUCGUACUUCGAUUUGUCAAGGGUCAGUUUCACGAAUUCCAAGAGAGCACAAUCGGAGCUGCCUUCCUGACUCAGACAGUAUGUUUGGACGACACAACAGUCAAAUUUGAAAUCUGGGACACAGCUGGUCAGGAGCGCUACCACAGUCUGGCUCCUAUGUACUACAGAGGCGCCCAGGCAGCCAUUGUGGUCUAUGAUAUCACAAAUGAGGAGUCAUUUGUACGAGCGAAGAACUGGGUCAAAGAGCUUCAGAGACAAGCCAGUCCAAACAUUGUAAUAGCCCUGGCUGGGAACAAGGCCGACCUCGCUAGCAAGAGAGCUCUGGACUUCCAGGAUGCACAGUCAUACGCAGAUGACAACAGUUUGCUCUUCAUGGAAACUUCAGCAAAAACCUCCAUGAACGUGAACGAGAUUUUCAUGGCCAUCGCAAAGAAACUUCCGAAGAACGAGCCGCAGGCCGCCGGCACCAGCAGUGGACGGAACCGGGGCGUGGACCUGACGGAGUCGGCUCAGCCCAGCAGCCGCCCUUGCUGCAGUAACUAACCCGGCUCCUCCUCUUCCUCUUCCUCCUCCUCCUCCUCUUCCUCUCAGCUCCACCCGACAGCAUCUGGAACGUCCGACCCGUUUGGGUUCCAGAUGUGCGACCCGCUCUUCACCCUCACCUCCCUGGAUUAGCUAAAAGACUCUGUAUAGCUGCAUUUCUAAUACCUUUUGUUUUGUUUUUUUGUUGAUGUUUUAUUUUGUUUUUUAACUUUUUUUAAGAAGUGUAUAUCAGUAUAACGGAUGCAUGUAUCACUACAACUCCUAAAGAAAAAAACAAAACACAUUUUUAUCUUUUAUUCAGUUUAAAGACUAACUUCCCUUUUCAGAAAGACGAGAAAGCGAGAAACCUGUGAAUGUUUCCCAUGUGAAGUUGCUCCACUUCUCCGACUGUUUGUUUGGAGCAACGGUUGAGUUGCCAGGAAAGGAUCCAGCAACUCUUCCCAGGAACAAAUCUUCAUCCGAGAUCCAGGUCUUCUGGGAUAUCCGGGGUAAAGCACUGUCCGACUUUAACACAAAGUUUAAAAAAAUAAAAAACAUAAAUCAGGAAACGUCACUUUGUUACUCAUAUUAACGACAGAAAAUAAUUUAAGUGUUAAAUUUCCAUUGAGGCCAGUAGUCAACCUCCAACAAUCUAAGUCUGUGUUAAAAAUAAAGAAAUGGAAAAAAAAACAAAAGACAAAUUUAUAUACUCUAACGUUUCAUAGGGUGCAAUGUCGUCUUCUUCCUUUAUUUCAUCUUGCCUGGAAGUUUAUUUAGAGACUCCGAACAAUUGUACAGUUGAAUAUUUUGCCAAUCCCUCUCUUAUGUUUCCUCUUCAAGCUCCACGUUUUCACAGAAGCUGGUCAGAUGUUAGGCAGUGAUGGUCUCUUUAGAUAUAUGUAGUGUUAUUAACAAAAUCUCUCUGGUGUCUUGUCACUUUCUUUUUUUCCUAUUAUUAUUAUUAUUAUUAUUAUUAUUAUUAUUAUUAUUAUUUUUAAUUAAUUUUAUUUUCUUUAUUUUCCAAAAAAGGAGAGAAAAGGUCCAUGGUGGCGUUUGAAAGGAACUUCUUUUAUUGCAUUGCACAGUGUUGAUCAUGUUUUAAUUAUUGAUAACUGCCCUUGGGUUUUUAUAUGAUGGACUGUAUUGGAUUUGCUAACCUUUCGGCUGCGGGCGGGGAGCGUAUUUAAUCUAACUGGUGGUCUCUCUUGCAGCUCAAUGGGUUUAAUGAUGUAAAAACAGCAUUACUAGUGACGGGCUGAUCCGUUUUGAGUGUCUGAAUCUUAAUAAAUCCAACAAAAUGGU
Messenger RNA from Xiphophorus hellerii (green swordtail), 2161 nucleotides. RefSeq names its product RAB5A, member RAS oncogene family, b (gene rab5ab). The coding region runs from base 230 to 880 and encodes 216 amino acids. Lineage: Eukaryota; Metazoa; Chordata; Actinopteri; Cyprinodontiformes; Poeciliidae. Gene Ontology annotation, molecular function: GTP binding; GTPase activity. The transcript has 6 exons. The record is from RefSeq and is a predicted model, not a curated record.